Scomber scombrus (Atlantic mackerel) is the source of this 1429-nucleotide messenger RNA. Its product is annotated as caspase-3-like. The record is from RefSeq and is a predicted model, not a curated record. Lineage: Eukaryota; Metazoa; Chordata; Actinopteri; Scombriformes; Scombridae. Gene Ontology annotation, molecular function: cysteine-type endopeptidase activity. The transcript is spliced from 6 exons. Gene Ontology annotation, biological process: regulation of apoptotic process; proteolysis. Bases 58 to 1233 code for a protein of 391 amino acids.
CACAACUGAGCUGGUGGUCACUGCAACAAAUAUUCAUGCAAACAAUUUGAAUCCAUCAUGGCAGCCAAAGACACAAUGAGAAGCAAUAAAAUGAAAAUUGUGGAGGCUUUGCGUGGAGACCGCAGUCUAAUCCUCAACAAAGUUCAAGAGGAAGAGCUCAUAACUGAACGUGAAUACAUCAACCUCAAAGACAUCCCCGGAAAGACUGUGGAGGGGCACGUCCUUGAACUUGUGGAUAAGAUCAUGAGUAAAGGAGAGCCGACCUGUCAGGACUUCCUGGAACUCCUGCAAACUGAUGAAGACAUUAUCUCGACUUACCCAACGUUGAGGAACAUACAAAUGAACACCAGGAACAUACCUACGUCUGUCCAAGCAACUAGUUCAGUUAACAGUGAUGUUGGAUCACAAGGAAGCCAAACUCAAAAAAAGGAGCCGUAUAAAUGGGAGUGCAAGCCUGUCGGCCUCUGUGUGAUCAUAAACAACAAGAACUUCAUGAAAAAAAAACCGAGAGAGGGAACUGACAAAGACGCUGAAAGUUUGGCAGAGGUGUUCAGCUGGCUGGGGUUCAGAGUCCUGAUGUGUGAAGACCAAGAAAGUGAAAAGAUGAAGGCUACUCUGCAAUACUUUGCUUCUCCAGGCGACUUGUCUCAGCUGCAGGAGUUCAGUGCAAAGGAGUGGUCUGGCAGUGAAUUCAUUGAUCCUCAGAAGGCUCCUGAACAUGGAGAUGCCUUCAUAUGCUGUGUUCUGAGUCACGGAAAAUUGGGUGAAGUUUCAGGGAUUGAUGACAAGUACCUCUCUAUUAAAGAAAUAACUAGAACAUUCAGGGAGACAGAAGACUCACCCCUCACCGGCAAACCCAAAGUGUUCCUGAUCCAGGCCUGCCAGGGGAGUAUGACACCAUCAGGAGUGAAAUCUGCAGAACAAAAUCUGCAGUGUGAUAGUUCUAAACCAGAAACCACUGCUGAUUUAGUUAAUGUUCUGGUUGCCAUUGCCACUGUUGAAGAUUAUAAAGCAGGAAGAGAUCCAUAUCAUGGGAGCUGGUUCAUCCAAUCUGUGUGUCAGAAGCUGAAGGAGGGUUGUCUAAAGGGUGAGAACAUCUCCGAAAUCUUUACCAGUGUGACCGAUGAAGUAAGCAAGAAAGACGGCAGAACCAAAGAAGGUCCAUUCAAGCAGGUGCCUGAAAUCAGGAGCACCCUGACGAAGAGUCUUGUGUUGUCGCCGCAUCACAAAUGAAGCUUAAUCUUCGAAAACCACGCAAACACAUUACAGUUCAUGUCUUGAAUUAGGGCUUUUUAUAAAAUGCACUUCUUUGUCUCUCUUUGCACCCUAAAUGUUAAAUUUUUUAAAACAUCACAUUGAAUUAUUGCUUUUUAUGAUAUAGGUCUAUAUUGUCUUAAUGAAUCUAUUUUUCACAAAGUUUGAUGAUCAC